AUGCGCUUCCUCCCCUCCUUCGCUCUUUUGGCGGGUGCCGCCAGCGCCGCUUCAUCCUGGUCUUUUUCUGAUGGCGCAGUCGAGGUCACCAGCAAAGGCUCGGUCUCCACCUCCUACAUCUUCGCCGACGUCCAGGAAACCGUACAGCUCGGCCAAGCUGACAGACUGAAGGUCUCGCUCACGGCGAAGGAUGGCAGCAAGGCAAAGAGACCGCACCAGGCAUUCCUGAUGCUCAAGGAGAAGCAAACGGGGCUUGAGGCGCCUUACGCACUGACAUUGAAGGAGUCCGGCAAGGGCACGGUCGAGCUUACGCAAAAAGACCUUCCCAUCCAGCUCCUCACCUCGACCGACCCGCUCGAAGCUUCGCUGGUAAUCGGCUCCUUUGGCUCGACAAAGGGUGCCGUGAGCCACGCCUUCAACGUUGCCAUUCUCGUCGACCCCAAUGUCCCCCAACCGCAGUACGAGGCGCCAUUGCGAUAUGGCAAGAAGCCCGAGAUCCACCACAUCUUCCGCGAUGAUCCCAAGAGCCCCCCCAAGAUCAUCAGCCUUGUGUUCGCGCUGGCUGUCGUAGCCACGGUUCCUCUCGUCUUGCUCGGGUGGGCUGCCAUGGGCGCAAACCUGGACCACGCCGCGAAAGCCGUUUCGGGCUCCGCCUCGCACAUUCUGUUCUUCGGGUCCAUCGUCGCUAUGGAGGGGGUAUACUUCCUGUACUACAGUGGGUGGAAGCUGUUCACCGUGCUGCCCUUUAUGAGCAUCAUUGGGCUUGUGGCGUUUCUGAGCGGAAGCAAGGCACUCGGCGAGGUGCAGAGGAGGAGACUUGCUGGCGAGAGAUGAUCAAUCUCUUCGUCCACUGAUCAGGAUUAAGUUGCAUCGGGGCUUGCAGAGCUGAGCCUCGGCUGCAGACAAAAAGGUGCCUACGUAGGCGCACCUGCUUGCAGGAUCACAUGUGCCGCCAACCAAAAAGGCAUAGAUAACAGAGAGUUAAACAUACUAGCCUUCUCGGCGAUUUCCAAGACAUUCAAGGCUUGAGUUACUCAUUGUGGCCAAAUGUCCACGCGUACGCACAUCAUAGUCUUCACUGUAGGACCUUUGGUUUUGAGAGCUUCCUCGGUCCAUAAUAGUAGCGCGCCCGACGUCAUUGCAGCCGAGACGCAACGUCCGGCAUCCCACUGUGCCUG
Emericellopsis atlantica is the source of this 1178-nucleotide messenger RNA. RefSeq names its product Oligosaccharyltransferase subunit Ribophorin II-domain-containing protein. Gene Ontology annotation, cellular component: oligosaccharyltransferase complex; membrane. Lineage: Eukaryota; Fungi; Ascomycota; Sordariomycetes; Hypocreales; Bionectriaceae. The record is from RefSeq and is a predicted model, not a curated record. The transcript is spliced from 3 exons. The coding region runs from base 1 to 834 and encodes 277 amino acids. Gene Ontology annotation, biological process: protein N-linked glycosylation.